This is a messenger RNA of Oncorhynchus keta (chum salmon), 3397 nucleotides long. RefSeq lists its product as uncharacterized. The transcript has 14 exons. The coding region runs from base 660 to 2702 and encodes 680 amino acids. Gene Ontology annotation, molecular function: iron ion binding; protein binding; oxidoreductase activity, acting on single donors with incorporation of molecular oxygen, incorporation of two atoms of oxygen. Gene Ontology annotation, biological process: lipid oxidation; linoleic acid metabolic process. The record is from RefSeq and is a predicted model, not a curated record. Lineage: Eukaryota; Metazoa; Chordata; Actinopteri; Salmoniformes; Salmonidae.
AAAACUUAACACUGGGUUAUUAGACAACUUUGCACUGUUGAUUGAGUCAUGAUAAGUAUACAUAGGUUAAAUUAAAUAUGCAAUAUGUAACUUUUUGGGUGACCAGAACAAAUUCACAUAGAAAUCUGAGUUAUAAAUGUAAUUCUCAUUGAAAGCAAGUCUAAGAAGCCUUAAAUCGGUUCCCGUUCUUAAGUUUAAUUUUUGCAUCUUUUACUUUCAGCUUCAAAAGUUGAAAAUACAAUAUUUGAGGUCAUUGAAAAGAUGUUACAGCUAUUUAGAUGGUACAAUGACUUUCUACACUAUACAUUUCUUAUUUUGUCACAAACUGAAAUUGGGAAAUUUCUGCAUAGUGCACCUUUACAUAUUUAUUUACCAUAACCACACAUGAUGAAUUGUAAAACUGUAAAAUAGGCCUAUUCAUAACAAGGACUGUUCUUAUGGUAUCAACGUGAUCAAAGCCUAUCAUUGAAUUGAAUGUGCAUUUAGCCAUUUUUUUGUACUGCACAUUGUGUAUUGUACGGUAGUGAUAUGUCAAGUCAGCAUGGUUGACAAGUCAUGAACAAGAUGCAGCAAUGGCCUGAUGAUUUCCAAUUCAAAUAUUGAACACAGAAGAAUGCCACUCCUCAGUGCAUGCAAAUACGUGGUUUUGUGUGUGUGUCAUGGCCAGUGCCAUGGAGGAAUUUCAGGUGAUCGUCCAUACCUUACCAGCCCCCACCUCUGGAACAUACAGCAUCCUACGGCUCACUCUGAUUGGCUCAGAGGGUGGCGAAACCCCACCCAUCUCAGUGAACGCUGGGGCCAACCAGCACCACCUCCUACCUGGAUCAGCCUGUGUGGUCAGAGUGUGGUCAGAGGUGGCACUGGGUCGAGUAGUUCUGGUCCGGCUACGGUUGGAGGCUCGGACGGGUUUCCCGGACCUGGACUGGCACUGCAGGGGGGUGGAGGUCCGGAGGCUGUGUGACAGACAGGAGGAAGGGGCGGGGCUACAGCACCAAGGGGCAGAGCACUUUCCUUGUAGCAGGUGGCUCCGGUCUGUAGAUGGUGACGUGGAGCUACGGAAUGGAGACAUGUGUCUGUUGAACUCAGAGACUGUGCAAACCCUGAAGGACCACAGACUCAAAGAUCUGCAAACUAAACAGCAGCACAUCAGGUGGCGUACAUUUGCUGAGGGUGUCCCUCACUGUGUGGACAUGACCAGUCUGAAGGAAUUGGGACCCAACCUCAGCUACACACGCCAAAGCCCAGGCAUCAAUCUGCAGUAUCUAAGGGGUUUUGCUGAGAGAGCUGAAUCCUGGAGUAGCUUUACUGAGCUGGAGACCAUGUUCAGCCACAAUGGGAGCCAGAAUACUGUCGCUAAGUAUGUGCAGGCCCAUUGGGCUGAGGACUGGUUCUUUGGCUACCAGUGUUUGAACGGCUGUAACCCUCUCAUGGUGCGACAGACACGCCUCCUCCCUCCCAACCUGUCAAUCAACUCUGACAUUCUCUGCCCCUUCCUGCCUGACGGAUCCUCACUGGAACAGGAGCUAGAGAGAGGGUCUAUUUUCCUGCUGGACUACGAGAUGUUGGAAGGUGUCCCGGCCAACGUGAUCAAUGGGAAGCAGCAGUUUCUCGCCGCCCCGCUAGUCCUUCUGCACCUCAACCAGGAGGGGGAGCUCAAACCCAUCGCCAUCCAACUGCAGCAGGCCCCUGGUCCUCAGAACCCAGUGUUCCUGCCCUCUGACCCUGACUGGCUGUUGGCUAAGACCUGGGUGCGCUGCUCAGACUUCCAGUGCCACCAGCUUUCCUCUCACUUCCUCAGAACCCACCUGCUGGGAGAGGUGUGUUGCACUGCCACCCUCAGGCAGCUGCCAGAAGUACACCCUCUACACCAGUUGUUGAUGCCUCACAUAAAAACCACACUACAGAUCAACAUCCAAGCCAGGGCCUCUCUACUGGCUGCCAACGGAGUGUUUGACAAGGCCAUAGGCUGUGGUCUGGAGGCGUUGCCUGUACUGUUGUCUCGAGCCACAGAGCGUCUGCAUUACCGCUCCCUGUGUGUCCCUGACGACCUGGCAGACAGAGGGAUACACACACUCAAACACUGCUACUAUGCACAUGACGCACUGCGAGUGUGGACCGCACUGCACAGAUUUGUGAGUGGCUGGGUGGAUGUGUAUUACCUUGGAGACCAGGAUGUGGAGCAGGACUCUGAGCUGCAGAGCUGGAUCACUGAGAUCUACACACAUGGCUUCCUACAGCUCCCUCACUCAGGUUGCCCACAGUCAUUCCAAACCAAACCAGAACUCUCUCAGUUUGUUACCAUGGUUAUAUACUGCUGCUCUGCGCUGCACGCUGCUGUCAACUUCUCUCAGGUGGAUUUUGACUUGUGGAUGCCCAACUGCCCAGGCUCCAUGACGCACCCCCCUCCCCAGACCAAAGGCAUGUUGACGGAAGACGAGAUUCUCUCCAUCCUCCCGGACGUCAACUCCACCUGCAACCUCCUCAUCACUCUGUUCCUACUGUCCCAGCCCGCUGCCGACUACGUGCCUCUGUGUCAGUAUCGUGAGCCUGUGUUCAGCAGUGGCGCUCCCCGCCGGCUGGUGGAGAAGGUGCAGGCCGAGCUCAGGGCCAUUUCUGAUGAGAUCACAGACAGGAACAAGAAGUUGGAGCUGCCCUACGACUACAUGUCCCCCGACCGCAUCGAGAACAGUGUGGCCAUCUGAGCAUCUGUGAAUACACCCACAGACACGCAUGCACACACGUUAUGUUCUAUCCUCGUAGGGACCUAAAAUUAAUUUCCAUUCAAAGUCCUAUUUUCCCUAACCCUCAACUUAAAAUAGCCUUUUAUCCUCGUGAUUUUAGGUCCCCACAAGGAUAGAAGUACCAACCAAUCCACACAUGCAUGCACACACUGACAAGUAGACACAAAGAUCCCAAGGUGCGCGUGCACACACACACACACUUCCAGCCACAUGCACAAACAUAAACGACAGCUUAAGGUUAAAAAAGUGUCAAAACCUGCUCUAUUAACUCUAUGAUUUAACUCUAUUAACCACAAUGUUUCUUCAGUUUCUAUGAAUCACGCUUUGACGGUGUUAGUGCUGCAGGGGUUUAAUGGUUUUGAUGAAAAACAGCUAAACACAGCGAUCAGGUAGUUCACGCUCCUCUCCUAAUAUAAACCAGAAAUCAACAAAAGCAGAAAAUAAUACCGGCUGCAUCUCAAUAGUAUAUAGUGGCCUCCUCUCCUAUUAUCCUGUCCUUUUCUCCUCCAUCCUUGCUGAGCGAGAGUGACUAGGAUUUAGCUUCCACCUGUCAUGAUUUAAAAUGAUUUCUUUAACAUGUCUCCUCCUCUUCAUCAACAGUGAUUGAAGUGAAUUUAACAAAUGACAUCAAUAAAAGAUUAUAGUUUUCACCUGGA